AUGGAGCAUCCGGACUGGCAGCGGUCGAGGAGCAGAGGCCACCGGCGCUACGACGACGAUGACGACGCCCAGCCGUUCUACAUCGGCGUCCCGGUCUCUCACCGGCGGAAGCGGCGCCGGCACCACUCCUACGCCAGCGACGCCGAGCGCGAGGCCAGACACGCCCACUACGACCACCACACACACUGCGAGCACGCCCACCGCGCCUACUACCACGACCGGGACGAGCGGUACGAGGAGGAGGGCGGCGGCGGCGAGCAGCAGGAGCACAACGACCCCUCAGUGUCUCCCGCCGCCGAGCGGCUCCGCCACAUCCUGGGCGACGAUGACGGCGCCCCGACACCCACCAUCUUCACCGAGAUGGACACGCUGCAGCACGAGGGCGGCGAGCUGGAGUGGAAAGAGUCGGCACGGUGGGUGAAGUUCGAGGAGAAGGUGGAGGAGGGAGGGGAGCGGUGGAGCAAGCCCCACGUGUCCACGCUAACCCUGCACAGCCUGUUCGAGCUCCGGACCUGCCUGCAGACGGGCAGCAUCCUGCUCGACCUGGAAGGAUACUCGCUGCCGCAGAUCGUGGAGGAGAUCGUCGACCGGCAGAUCGCCGACGGCCUCAUCGCGCCCGACCUGAAGGAGAAGAUCAUCUUCGUGCUGCUCAGGAAGCACCGCCACCAGACCAAGAAGCCCAUCCACCGCUCGCUCGCCGACAUCGGGAAGUCCUCCAACGCGUCCUCCAGCCGUAGUCCUCACGCUAACCUGAGUCGUAGCACUAGUUCAGCUUCCGGGAUCCACCGCUCCACUGAAGACCUACGCUCUCGGCAGUCAAGCAGCCUUGGCCGCCUGCAUCCCGCUCAGAGCCGCAGCAUGAACGACAUUUCAGACACGCCGAGCUCGGAUCAGCUGAAGAACAAGUUCAUGAAGAAGAUCCCCCGAGACGCCGAAGCCUCCAACGUGCUGAUCGGCGAGGUGGACUUCCUGGACAAACCCUUCGUGGCCUUCGUGCGUCUGGCUCAGGCCACGACUCUGGGCGGUCUGACCGAGGUGCCCGUCCCGACCAGGUUCCUCUUCAUCCUGCUGGGCCCCCACGGAAAAACCAAGUCCUACAACGAGAUCGGCCGAGCCAUCGCCACGCUCAUGGUGGACGACCUCUUCAGUGACGUCGCCUACAAGGCGAGGGACCGCGAGGACCUGAUCGCCGGCGUGGACGAGUUCCUGGACGAGGUGAUCGUCCUGCCCCCGGGGGAGUGGGACCCCAAGAUCCGCAUCGAGCCGCCCAAGAAGGUCCCGUCGGCCGAAAUGAGGAAGUCGGUGCUGAACCUGAACGAGCUGGGUCAGAUGAACGGUUCGGCCGGCGGCGCCGCCGGAGGCGAGGACGAGGAGCUUCCCGCUCCGCACGAGCUGGGAGAGGAGCUGAAGUUCACCGGGAGGUUCUGCGGCGGGCUGUGGCUGGACAUCAAGAGGAAGAUCCCCUGGUACUGCAGCGAUAUCUACGACGGCUUCCAUAUCCAGUCCAUCUCCGCCGUGCUCUUCAUCUACCUGGGAUGCAUCACCAACGCCAUCACCUUCGGAGGGCUGCUGGGAGACGCCACCGACAACUACCAGGGAGUGAUGGAGAGCUUCCUCGGCACGGCUCUGGCAGGAACGGUCUUCUGCGUGUUCGGCGGACAGCCGCUCAUCAUCCUCAGCUCCACCGGACCCAUCCUCAUCUUUGAAAAACUGCUUUACGACUUUAGCAAGAGUAACGACGUGGACUACAUGGAGCUGCGCCUGUGGAUCGGCCUCCACUCCUGCCUGCAGUGCUUCCUGCUGGUGGUGUCGGACGCCAGCUACAUCAUCAAGUACAUGACGCGCUUCACCGAGGAGGGCUUCUCCAGCCUCAUCUCCUUCAUCUUCAUCUCCGACGCCAUCAAGAAGAUGGUGGGAUCUUUUAAGUAUUACCCGAUCAACCGUGGCUUCAAACCUGAUUUCAUCACGUCCUUCAGGUGUGAGUGCGUCGCUCCGGACCAGGCAUCUGCGCUGGGCUUGGAUGUUUCAGCUCCGCUCGCAGACGAUAACAUGACUCUGCUGUUUAACCUGACAGACAUGGACUGGAGCCAGCUGAGUAAGAAGGAGUGUGUGAAGUACGGCGGCUCGCUGGUGGGCAGCUCCUGUAAGUACGUCCCCGACCUGGCCCUCAUGUCCUUCAUCCUCUUCUUCGGCACCUACUCCAUGACGGUCUCCCUCAAGAAAUUCAAGUUCAGCCGAUAUUUCCCCACCAAGCUCCGUACCCUGGUCAGUGACUUCUCCAUCAUCAUCUCCAUCCUGUUCUUCUGUGGGCUGGACUUCCUGCUGCAGCUGGACACGCCCAAACUGCACGUCCCCACUCAGAUCAAGCUGCGGAAGCUAAUCAGUGACUUUUCCAUCUUCAUGUCCAUCAUGUCCUUCGUGGGCCUGGACAUGCUGAUGGGUUUAGACACGCCCAAACUAAUCGUUCCCACAGAGUUCAAGCCCACCCGUCCUGACCGCGGCUGGCUGGUGAUGCCCUUCGGGAAGAACCCGUGGUGGUGGUACCUGGCCAGCGCCGUGCCCGCCCUGCUGGUCACCAUCCUCAUCUUCAUGGACCAGCAGAUCAGCGCCGUCAUCGUCAACCGCAAGGAGAACAAGCUGAAGAAGGGGUGCGGCUACCACCUGGACCUGUUCUGGGUGGGGGUGCUGAUGGCGGCCUGCUCCUUCAUGGGCCUGCCCUGGUACGUGGCCGCCACCGUCAUCUCCAUCGCCCACAUCGACUCGCUGAAGAUGGAGAGCGAGUCGAGCGCCCCGGGGGAGCAGCCCCAGUUCCUGGGAGUCAGAGAGCAGAGGCUGACGGGCAUCCUGGUGUUCGUUCUCACCGGGCUCUCCGUCUUCCUGGCUCCGGUCCUGCAGUUUAUCCCCAUGCCCGUCCUGUAUGGCGUCUUCCUCUACAUGGGCGUGGCGUCACUGAGCGGCAUCCAGUUCUGGGAGCGGAUCAAGCUGUAUCUGAUGCCGGCCAAACACCAGCCCGACUUCUCCUUCCUGCGCCACGUCCCCCUCAGACGGGUCCACCUCUUCACCCUGGUCCAGAUCGUCUGUCUGGCCGUCCUCUGGAUCCUCAAGUCCACCUUCCUCGCCAUCAUCUUCCCCGUCAUGAUUCUGGGUCUGAUGGCCGUCCGGAAGCUUCUGGACCUGAUGUUCUCGCAGCACGACCUGGCCUGGCUGGACGACAUCCUGCCGGACAAAGACAAGAAGAAGAAGGAGGACGAGAAGUCGAGGAAGAAGGAGAGGAAGGCCGGCGAGCCGGAGAGCGACGAGGAGGCCCUCAGCUCCGCCUCUCCUCCUCCUCCUCCUCUUCCUCCUCCCGCGGUGAGGAUUCCCAUGGAGGCCUUAUUGCCUCACUCUGACGAAGACUCCGUCCACGUUUCCCCUCCAACCCAAAACCAAACCCGUGACUGAGGCCAACCCCUACUCCACCGUCACGUCCGACCCCGGCGAGCUGGACCGCAGGUACUGUGUGCUGAAACUGCACGUGCCCUACAGCGAGCUGCUGCACACACCCGGGCGGAGCGCGGGCUGGGACGACAGCGCCACCUUCAGGCCGACGCACACAUAGAUCCCCACACACACACACACACACACUGAGCUGCCAGCCGCCGGAUCGCCUGUGUUUAUAUGUACAGUAUGUAAAGUUAGAGCGACGCCUUUGUGACUGUAGAACAUUUCUGAAGCGCUUCUGUUGUUUGUACAGUAGAGACACGGUAGAGAAAAAUCUGCUCUUUGUAGAAACAAACAUCUGAAUAUGCAGAAAAACCAGCAGGCAGCAGGUCAGAGGCACUGUCGGGUUCAAGGUUUCCACUCUUCCCAUGAUGCUUCAGUCAGCUACAGCAGCAGUGAGUUAGCUUUUAGCUGCUGCUCAUGACACGUCUGACACUGGUAUGAAAUAAUCCUAAAACCCUGGUUCUGCAGUGUCUGCCCACACCGCUCGGCUUGGUUGUUUCUUUUGUCUCUGAUUGGCUGAAUCGUCGGAUUAACGUCCGCCGCUGAUCUGAAGCUGUUUGGUUUCAAAGUGACGCCGGAGUCACGUCCUCCAGAAGCAGGUUGAGGUCUGGAAAGUCUUGUUGAAGGGUGUCCCCCCUCCCCCCUCCCCCCUCCCCCACCACUGUUCCAGCAUCACCCUGCACCUGAAGAUCUCCUGCCCCCCCUCACCAGCCCACUCCCAGACCAGCCUGGCCUCCACGGACCCCCUCAUCCCCCAGCGGCCCGCCCAGGUCAGCAUCCGGCUGGAGUCCGACUGCGAGGAGCAGCAACACCACCUCCUCCACCUCCCCCUCCACCAGCAGCAGCAGCAGCAGCAGCAGCAGCGGCGGCCCCCCAGCCCCACAAGCCCUCCACACCCACACAGACACCAGUACAGAAAACUGAGAGCCCACUUUGAAGACUCCUGUGCUGAAACCAUCCUGUAACACACACACACACACACACACACACACACACACACACACACACACACACACACACACACACACCACCACUACUGUCAGAUCCGGUACAUAAAAGUGGGGAAAAUGUUUUUUUUUUUUUUUUUUCAUCUUAGAAUUCACAAAGAAAACGAAUGGAUAAACUUGAAACAUUCCUGAGUUUCAUUAAUUUAUUUCCCAGAUAUACUGUUGAGUUCAUCUGAAUUU
This is a messenger RNA of Salarias fasciatus (jewelled blenny), 4670 nucleotides long. It is a transcript of the gene slc4a5b, whose product is annotated as solute carrier family 4 member 5b. Gene Ontology annotation, cellular component: plasma membrane. The record is from RefSeq and is a predicted model, not a curated record. The coding region runs from base 1 to 3441 and encodes 1146 amino acids. The transcript is spliced from 27 exons. Gene Ontology annotation, molecular function: sodium:bicarbonate symporter activity; solute:inorganic anion antiporter activity; monoatomic anion transmembrane transporter activity. Lineage: Eukaryota; Metazoa; Chordata; Actinopteri; Blenniiformes; Blenniidae. Gene Ontology annotation, biological process: transmembrane transport; monoatomic anion transport; regulation of intracellular pH.